Messenger RNA from Parastagonospora nodorum SN15, 1308 nucleotides. RefSeq lists its product as hypothetical. Gene Ontology annotation, cellular component: cytoplasm; nucleus; GID complex. Bases 1 to 1308 code for a protein of 435 amino acids. Gene Ontology annotation, biological process: proteasome-mediated ubiquitin-dependent protein catabolic process. Gene Ontology annotation, molecular function: ubiquitin protein ligase activity; protein binding. The transcript has 2 exons. The record is from RefSeq and is a predicted model, not a curated record. Lineage: Eukaryota; Fungi; Ascomycota; Dothideomycetes; Pleosporales; Phaeosphaeriaceae.
AUGGACGACCUCCGCGAGCAGGUCGAGCUCCUGGAGAACAGCGCAAACCUCUCCACGAGCAUCGACGACAUCCAAAAGGCCAUACAUCAGCUGACUGCAGCGCGCGCCAAGAUUGCUGCAGAUCCGAAGACGGCGCCCUUGACCCUCGCCAAGCUGCAGGACUCCUUCAAGAAGUCGCUCGAGACGGCCCAAAAGGACUUGAAGCCUGUGUAUGCGGGACUUAACAAGUACGGCAAGGUGCUGGACAAGGUAGCUCUCUCACCUCAGGCACCGCACGCCACGGCAUGGACUGACAGCGUGCUGCAGAAAUUCAAAGACAAGCCCCUUCCUUCCGCCGAAAAUGACGCUCUCUCAUCGCAUCCCGCCCUCAUCAACCGCGCCAUCGCCAUGCACCUCCUCCGCGAAGGCGAGUUCGACGUGGCUUCCACUUUCAUCGACGAGGCCAAGCGCCGCCCACCACACCCCGAGCCCACCGCCAACACGCCGAACCCUUAUAUCAGCCAGUCGUGGGAGAAGGACCUCGCAGAAGGGACCUUCAACUCGGACGAGCUGCAGCAGCAGUUCGCUGAGAUGUAUCACAUUCUGGACGAGCUCCGGCGGCAGCGAAACCUCGAACCCGCCAUUCAGUGGGCAAAAGAGCGGAGUGACAUGCUGGAGGCGCGAGGUAGCAAUCUCGAGUUCGAGCUGGCCAGGCUAGAGUUCAUCCGCCUGUUCAACUACAGCGACGCAGACGACAUGGACGAAUAUGCAUCCGGCCCGCAGGACGCAUUUCGCUACGCCCAGCAAGAGUUCGCCGGGUUUCAGAAGCGCUACACGCGUGAGAUUCAAGAGCUGAUGGGCGCCAUGGCAUUCUUCCCCAACCUCCAAGACUCUCCAUACCGACACAUUUUCUACAACGACUCGUCCUGGGAAGAAGUUGCACAUUCUUUCAAUCGCGAAUUCUGCUCCUUGCUCGGCCUCAGUGCCGAUUCGCCGCUAUUCAUCGCCGCAACAGCAGGCGCUAUUGCUCUUCCCUACCUGCUGAAGAUGCAGAGCAUCAUGAAAGAGAAGCGCACCGAAUGGACCACACAGAACGAACUGCCCGUCGAAAUCCCGCUUCCAUCGCCAUACCACUUCCACUCCAUUUUUGUGUGUCCUGUGUCCAAGGAACAGACCACCGACUCCAACCCGCCCAUGAUGAUGCCCUGUGGCCACGUCAUAGCCGAUCAAUCACUCAAAAAGCUUGUCAAAAACUCAAACACAAGAUUCAAGUGUCCGUAUUGCCCGAGCGAGAGCUGUCUCCAAGACGCGAGGAAGGUUGUGCUGUAG